Molecule: messenger RNA, 5527 nt
Organism: Erpetoichthys calabaricus (reedfish)
Lineage: Eukaryota; Metazoa; Chordata; Cladistia; Polypteriformes; Polypteridae
Product: WAP, Kazal, immunoglobulin, Kunitz and NTR domain-containing protein 2-like
Exons: 2
Coding region: 345-2057 (570 amino acids)
Cellular component (GO): extracellular region
Molecular function (GO): protein binding; serine-type endopeptidase inhibitor activity
Source: RefSeq, a predicted model, not a curated record
CACAGAGGCAGGCAGGUGUCCUCCUGUGCCAGCCCCAGCCCAGUUUCCCUCCCGACCGCUCUUUUAAACUCCUGAAAUCCUCUGAGCUGCCCAGAAGCCAUACAUAACUAUAGAUUGGUUCUGUGGCGGCGAUUGCUGUGAGCGGCAGGGAGAAUAAAGGGGGGGGCAAGAGAAACGCGAUCCAAGUGGAACUGAGCGGAGAGAAGCGGAGCGCCAACGAGAAAGCGAGCGGCCGAGCGACCGAGCGGAGCACAAGAGCGGCAACUCCGCAGAGAGGGUCCCCCCUGACAUCGGCGGCGGCGGCGGUGGCACCCCCACGCCCCUCGUCCCCUCCCCUCCCGGACAUGUGGCGGGCUCUUUUCCCGCGCUGGAUCUGCUUCUUCCUGGGACUCUUCACCGGUCUAUUCCCGCACUCGUCCCGCGUGAGAGCCAUGGCACUGCCCAGGAUCGUGUAUUCGCACGCGGGCAUCUGCCCCAACGAGAUGAACCCCAACUUGUGGGUGGACGCGAUGAGCACCUGCCUGCGCGAGUGUGAGUCGGACCAGGAGUGCGAGACCUUUGAGAAGUGCUGUCCCAACGUCUGUGGGAGCAAGAGCUGUGUGGCCGCCCGCUACAUGGAUGUGAAAGGGAAGAAGGGUCCCAUCGGCAUGCCCAAGGAAGCCACCUGUGACCGCUUCAUGUGCACUCAGCAAGGCUCCGAGUGUGACAUCUGGGAUGGCCAGCCAGUGUGCAAGUGCCGAGACAGGUGUGAGCGGGAGCCCAAUUUCACUUGCGCCUCGGAUGGCAUGACGUAUUACAACAAGUGCUACAUGGAUGCUGAGGCCUGCACCAAGGGGAUCACGCUGACGGUGGUCACCUGCAGGUAUCACCUGACCUGGCCCAACACCAGCCCUGUCCCUACAGAGACCACAGCCAAUCCCACCACAGCAUAUUUGGAGACCACAGUGAUUGACAUUGUGCCGCCCGCCCUCAUCUCUAGACCGGCGCACCAGUCCAUCUACUUAGGGGACACGGUCAGCUUCCUCUGUGAUGUGGCUGGUCGUCCCAAACCUGAACUCACGUGGGAGAAGCAAACCGAGAGUAAAGAGAACAUUAUCAUGAGACCUAAUCAUGUGAGGGGGAACGUCGUGGUCACCAACAUUGGCCAGCUGGUCAUCUACAAUGCCCAGUCUCAAGAUGCAGGCAUCUACACCUGCACGGCCAAGAAUAUAGGAGGGUUUCUUCAGGCCGACUUUCCUCUGUCAGUGGUCAGGAAGGAGCCUUUUGCAAAGAGUCAUGUGAGGAACAUGACCCAGCUGCCGGCCGAGGAGUGUCUAAAGACGCAGGACACCGAAGUGUGUGGGGAGCUGAGGACCAGCUGGUACUAUGACAGCAAGAGGAACAACUGCUACACCUUCACCUACGGCCACUGCAACCGGAACCAGAAUCAUUUUGACACAUAUGAGUCCUGCAUGGUAUCCUGCGGCGGCGACUUCACCAACCCAUGCAACCUUCCAAGCCUUCAGGGUCCCUGCAAAGCCUAUGAACCCAGGUGGGCUUACAGUAGCGCCUUGAAGCAAUGCCAGUCGUUCAUCUACGGUGGGUGCGGCGGCAAUGAGAACAACUUUGAAAGCAAAGAGGCCUGCGAGGAAAUGUGCCCCUUCCCAAAGAACCAGCACUGCAAGAUGUGCAAGCCCCGGCAGAAGAUGGUCACCAGCUUUUGCAAGAGCGACUUUGUCAUUCUGGGCCGUAUGAGUGAGCUUUCUGAAGACCACGACUCAGGUCACGCCCUGGUGACGGUAGAGGAGGUCUUGAAGGAUGACAAAAUGGGACUCAAGUACUUUGGGCAGGAGCCCCUGGAAGUCACUCUGCUCAACAUUGACUGGAACUGCCCCUGUCCCAAUAUCACCAGCACAGACGGGCAGGUGAUCAUCAUGGGGGACGUUCACAAUGGCAUGGCGGUUCUGCAGCCCGACAGUUUUGUGGGGGCUUCCAGCGUGAGGCGGGUGAAGAAGCUCCGCGAGAUCAUCCACAAGAAAACUUGUGACAUCCUCAAAGAGUUCUCCUCUCUCCACUAGUCCUGCUUGUUGGCCUGCACCUGCCGUUGUAAAGCGAGCUGUCCAGCGCCUGAUCCGGAGAGCCACCGGUGGAGGCCAUCGCCAGGAUCUUUGAACUGAACGCGUCCUGAAGUCGGGAGCCAGUUAUAAAAGCCACGGCGGGGUUGACCGUCUUUGGGUUCGGAUUUACGGGAAGGAGAGCUCAAUUUAUCAUGGCGGGCGAGUGCCUUUUCCAAAGCCAACCGGCAGUAGAUGAUGACAACCUAGAACUGAUAGGGCUUCAUUCAAGUAUAUUGGAGUUAUAGUAAGUCAUUCUCUCCCACCUUUUAAAAGCUUGCUUGUGACGGAGCACAUCCAGGAGAGAUGUGGUCUCCUUAGCCGAAGGGCACGCGUGUAUCCACAUAGGAACCUUGUAGACAGGUUAGAAAGAAGUGGGAACGCAGUUCUCAGAUCCUCACCCUUAUCGUUCCCUUUCACGGCGGCGACUUUGCUCCUCGGUUUCCUUCUAGAGUUGUGCCGGGCUCCGUUGCUCCACUCAGGGGUGGACCAGAAUUCUGGAUUUCGGCCUGUUGCAUUUUUCACUUUUCUUAUCUCCAAUUUUCUGAAACUCAAUUUCUCCAUCGGGCAAACCUGGACAAGACGGUCCAUCGCAGGGCACACCCGUUCACAUACGGUGACACCAGGCUGGGAGUCUUCACUUAACCCAAUGACACAACAAACACCACCUGAAAACGGGAAACACCACCCCCAACGCGUGUAUUAAAAUGAUGGCUAUGGGUAUGGCUGGACGUUUGGGAGGAAGUCUGAGUGAGACACACACAAGAUCGUUACUGAGGAGCAUUCCGACAAUCUGUCCUGACGUCCACUUGAUCUUAAUAACUGGUCUUUGGGAGAUAUUAGUAUCAUUUAGGGGAUCAAGUGAUGUUGGUCUGUUGGACAUGUGUAUUGUCUGUGGAUGGCAUUGACCAUCACGCUACCCAUCAGGCGGUUUUGGUCUUUGGGAGACCCUAUUCGUUGAGAGCAUAUCGGCGAUAGUAACGUAUUGACCAAUAGGUCAUGUUCUCCUCAAGAAGAUGUUGUUUGGAGGUGACGUACUGCCCACCCUGUAAUGCUGGUCUUAAUUGGAUAUUCUCAGUAUGGUAUGCUGUCCAUCCAGGCAUGUAGUCCAUCAGGUGAUUUUGGUCUUUAAGUAAAAAGGAUCCUUUGAGGGAUAAUUCCCACACAUAGUUACUGGUCUUGGAAGAUUUACUGAGCUCAUAAUAUAAUAGAGAUAUCGGCCUAUAGAAGAUGGGGUGCGUAUUUGGUGGAGAGCAUCCAGGCUGAGGUAUUGGCCAUCAAUGCUGUUGGUCUUCGGGAGAUGUGUCCGUGUCAAGAGUGCACAUUGUGAGGGGAACAGGGGGGCAGUUAGGAGGAGCACCCAUGAGGUCAUUCUGGCCCUAGUGGAGGCUGCUAUUGAUUGUAAGGUGGGAUGGUGUUCGUAAGUGGAUGUUAAUCUUUUCAACAUCAUCUCCAAGAAGAUACCUUUGGUUUUUAUUGGGAAUUUUGCUCCUGGAGGAAUAUGGUCCAUGGGGAAGCGGUGACAGUGUCUGCUAGGGGAUGUGGGCAUUUUAUUCUCAGGGAAUGGUGGUCAUCCAGUCCCCCGUGUAGGUGGUGGUGGGGUGUUGGGUGUGUAUCUAUAGACAUUGAGGAGAUGUUGCUUUUUGAGGGGUAUUGUCCACAACAUUUAGUUCUUAGUGGUUAUCGUGUCCACAUGUUGGACUAAUUGGGUGUGCUACCCUUGGAAAAUGUCGGUCUUUGGGAGAACGGUGAUGUCGUAUCGAUGAGGAGAUCCUUGAGACCAAAUAUUUUACGUAUGGAGGAUAUCGGCUCUCGAGUGAGGACAGUGUCCACAGGGGGGCUCUGCUCCUUGAGGAUUAUCGCCCAUGGACCUUUGGGAGUCCUGCCUAUAGGGGGUGCUGGAGGUCCUCUCCAGGUCCACUUCACGUUGAGCUCACUCUGCUCCGGAGUCCGUUUGGCGGCCCCUGCCUGUUGCUCAUUGUUCACGUGCGUUUGCUCUCCAUGACCUCGGCCCCUCUUAUCAAGGUCAAACAACAUGUUUUUGGAAUCGUUAAACAGAUCAGGUCAUCUUUCUUGUUAACUGUAACCAAAAUAUUUUGUACUCAGUCCCCGCUCCGCAUGUGACAACAGGGACGUAAAAGCGUCAACACAGAGCUGCUUGUAAACACCUGGGCUUAUGUAACAUCUGCCAACUCCGUCAGCGGGGCAAGCAAGUGGGCAGAAAACAGAAGCAAACGCGACCCCCCUCAGCGCCGCCCCCGUCACGUGUACAUGCGUGCGUAAGAAGGAGCAAAUCAGCAGCGAUCAGGCAAUGGGGGCAAAAGGCCAGCGGGCACCGCCCAGAUGGGGACCUGCAAUUCCUUGCCCUGUGUGCCAGAGUUAAAUGACUCGGCCUGGCAGGCAAAUCGUCUUCUGGGUGGGCUUCUCAAAUUCCAAAAAUGACUUUGACAUCCCAGUUCUGUUAUUUUAAACGUGUCCAGGGGUCUGCUCUGUUCUGCUGAAGGAACCGUUUGACAGGUCGGGGUUGCCACCCUCCUCAAUGACAUGCGUCGCCCUCCCGGUGGCUCCACUCAACCCUCUUUUAAUUGUGUCAGGCUGCAGACGUGCCUCCUGUCCAUCAGAGCUGGCAUUCUUUAUUUAUCUAUAUAGCGUCUUUCACUCUACACUCUGCCAUUUAAUGUAACGCAACAUAACCUGACCUUCUGAGACGCGCUUAUCUAAUUCAGGGGUCCUGAAAGUCCUGGCCACUUCAAUGCAGACAUUUGCCAUCCAUCCAUCCAUUGUUGGGCAUGCUGAAUCGAGUUCAGGAGCCUCUCCUGGCGUUGAGCAAAAGUCAGCCGUGGGUGGGGUGCCAGUCCAUUGGAGGACCCACAAAUACAAACACACACACACACACACACUUUCACAGAGUCCCAGUUUGGAAUGGUCCAUUAAGAUGGCAUUUCUUUCAUUGGAUCUUUAGGGCAGAAGCACUGAUUGCCGCAUUAGCCACAGUGACUGAGAUGGCAAACACAAGCUGCUCCACCUGAUAUGUGACAAAAUGACAUGCGCUGACACCACCGCCAUAUGCCUACCACCCGCAGCUCCUCCAGUCAGCCUGCGCCACCUCAGCUAGCUGGCAGUGAAUCUGUGGAUGUUUACCAUCCAGCCAUUGCUGGACAUACUAAAACCCGCUCAGGAGCCCAUCUUGGCAUUGAGUAUAAGCCAGGAACCAGCCCUAGAGGGGUUGCCAGUGCAUCAGUGGGAAAAGUCACACUUAUUCAAGGUGCAAAUGCCAGUUUCAAAAGAGGCACCCCACACAUCCUAACAUGGCAUCCCCAAAGCCAAUUCAGGGUGGCACACUCACAUAUUCUAUCACACAGUGCCAUCUCAGAGGUGCCAGUGGGCAUCAGACACCACGGUUUUGAGUUGCAGGAAGAACACCUGAGCUACUG